AUGUUGUGGAAGGCCUUCCUGCUUGUGGGGCUUAUUGUGAUGGGGAUUCGUGACUGCAGCUUCAGAUUUGUAGAAAUCAACAAGAACAAUGAGGAUUUUAGCAUUUCUGUGGAGUAUGUGGUGUUUCACUUCAAUGAAAAUCAGGAUGAUAAUUUUGCCUACAAGUUCCUGAGAGUCCGGAGAAGUCAGAGUCAGAGAAAGAAAUUGCUGUUUUUAAUAGACCUGGAGAUGGGCCGUACGAUUUGUAAGAAAUUUGAAGAAGACAUUGACAAUUGCCCAUUGCAGGAGGGCCAAGGAGAGAAAAAGGUGCGCUGCACUUAUAUUUUGGAGACUCUGCCUUGGAUAACUCAGUUCACCGUCAUGAACAGUACCUGUGCGGAGAUUUAAGCGGGGCCACCAUCUCUGUGUACCUGCAGUGAAAG
This is a messenger RNA of Alexandromys fortis (reed vole), 422 nucleotides long. Its product is annotated as cystatin-12-like. The record is from RefSeq and is a predicted model, not a curated record. Gene Ontology annotation, molecular function: cysteine-type endopeptidase inhibitor activity. The transcript has 3 exons. Lineage: Eukaryota; Metazoa; Chordata; Mammalia; Rodentia; Cricetidae. Bases 1 to 387 code for a protein of 128 amino acids.